CUGUGAGAAGUUUCCUCUUCCUUGUCUGGGCUGGGGUGCUCUGGGCGGAGACACACAGACGGCUCUUCUGCAUGAGGGAAGUGACUGACAGGUGGCCAAGAGUCCUGUGCCCGGUAUCCUUGGCACUGCCCUCUUUUCUGGUGAUACAUACAGCGGUAUGUGUUGUUUACGUGUGUGAGAAGUUUGUCAGUACGGGGAAGACAUGGCUGAGGCGGACAUUUGUGAAGAGCCUGAGCUCGAUAUUCCGGACGAUGCCACGCUGCUACAAGUCGGUGAUGCCGCCCAAAACUUCGAGAGGUGCCAGACCCUGAGGAAGCUGAGCCACAUCAGGCUGUACAAGAAGAGGUGGCUAAUGCUGUUCGCUGUGUGUUUGCUCAACUCCUCCAACGCCAUGUUGUGGAUCAGCUUUGCUCCAGUAGCUGACUUGACUGCCAAGUACCUGAAGUGCUCUCUGGAUACUAUCAACUACUUGUCUCUUGUGUAUCUUGUAAUAUCGAUACCAUUUGGUUUUCUUGCAUCCUGGUUGCUGGAUACUCUAGGCAUGAAAUAUGCUAUCAUUAUCAGUUCCUGGUUGAACAUGACAGGUAGCAUAGUACGUACUGCCAGUUCUAUCCCAUUUAUGAAUCCUGGAAAAAGUAACCUGGUUUACCUGUUUGUGGGACAGAGUAUUUGUGCUGUGGCCCAGCCUCUUGUGCUCUUUGUUCCUGCCAAGCUUGCUGCUGUUUGGUUUCCAGAACAUCAACGUGCCACAGCAAAUAUGAUUGCCUCAAUGUCGAAUCCAUUUGGCAUAUUUCUAGCAAACAUACUGUCUCCAGUAAUUGUAUCUGAAGCUAAAGAUAUUCCAUUAUUACAUUGUGUCUAUGGCAUUCCUGCUGUAGUAGCCUGCAUCGUAGCAACAGGAGGAGUUACUCUAAAAGCUCCAUUGACACCGCCUUCAGUGAGUGCAGUUAAUUCUACAUCCGAGCCUUUCUUUGCUGGUUUAAAACAGCUUAUGAAAAAUAAAGCUUACAUAAUAUUAAUGAUUUGUUUUGGAAGUGGUCUCGGCAUUUUCACGGCAUUCUCUGCAUUUCUGGAACAAAUAAUGUGCUUCAAUGGCUAUUCAAAUUUUAUUGCAGGUUUAUGUGGCGCACUUUUCAUUGUAUUUGGGGCUAUUGGUGCCUUACUAUGUGGACUGUAUGUGGACCGGUCAAAGAAAUUUACAGAAACUGUAAAAAUAUGUUUCGCGUUGACAUCUUUGACUGUUAUAGCCUUUGCUGUGGUAUCCAAUUUAAAGAAAGUAGCACCUCUGCUGGCGGUUAUUUGUUCUUUGCUGGGAUUUUUUGGGUUUGCAAUUUAUCCAAUUGCUAUGGAACUAGCUGUGGAAUGUUCAUACCCAGUUGGUGAAGGCAGCUCAACAGGCUUGGCUUUUAUAUCUGGUCAGAUCCAAGGAUUAAUAUUCAUGAUUAUAUUCCAGUCGCUUACCAAGCCAUUCGCUGUUUCUCCGGAAUCCUCAUGUGGCAUGAAUCAGAUUGAAAUAUACGACUGGUCAACUGCUACUUUAGUAAUGGCGGGAAUCUGUAGUAUUGGAGCCUGCAUUUUUAUCAUCUUUUUUCAUACGGAUUAUAAAAGGUUAAAAGCAGAAGAAGCAGUUGAAAGAAGAAAAGAAGAAGAUGAACUUAUCCUUCCAUAACCAGUGAGAUAAUUUUAUAUAGACUGCUAAAAAUGUAAGCAAACCCGAAUGGCUGGUGAGGUCCUGACGUUUGACACUUUAGUGGAUGAAAAUAUUUUUAAUAAGAAGCAUUAAUUUAUUUUUUGGGGGAGGGGACAUUUUAUUUAAAUAAACCCUCUCUGGGAGACUUGAAGCUGUGAUUGUUUGAUCAUAUACAUAAAAACGGCCAAAAAACGCCAUAUCUGCCGCACAGUGUUUUUUCAGGGAAAAAACACUGCAGCCAGAAGUUAGCUGCAAGUCCAUAUUGCAUUGCAAAAUGCUAUAUUAACUUGGCAUUUUUUUGUUUGGCGUUUUUCACUUUGUUUAGUAUUUUUCUACCUUUUUGGGCUCAGUGGGCGAUUUUAAAAAUUACCAGCAUGUUGAGACUAUGGCUUUUUUUUCUGGAAAAUCUUGUUUUUUUUCUCCCAUAGAAGUCUAUGGGAGUGAAAAAAACGCCAUGUGGGUUUUAACAUUGGCAUUUUUCCUGACUUUUUUCAUCUUUUUUUGCACUUAGAUCACAAAAAGGUAUGUAGAAAGGACUCUUUAAAAAAUUUUGUUAGGUACCACGAGAAAAAAGAUGUGGUACCUGACAAAUAUAGGGAAAUUAAGGGAACUAAUUAAAGAUGUUUAAGGAAGAUGAGAAGGAUUUUUGCCAGCGGGCAGGGGACUGAAAGAGUCGUGCGUCCGGGAACAAGAACAGAAGAGGGGUAAGAUUAUGGCUUUCAUUUUAUACGUUUAUUGUAUAAUGUUUUAAUUAUAAAUAUUGUUAGGUGACAAAUGUAUUUUUAGCAUAUUAAAGGAGUUCUGUAGAGGAAUAUACUAAAUAUACUAAAUGAUCAUGAUACUUACCAAGUGCUGUC
This is a messenger RNA of Hyla sarda, 2547 nucleotides long. It is a transcript of the gene SLC49A3, whose product is annotated as solute carrier family 49 member 3. Gene Ontology annotation, biological process: transmembrane transport. Lineage: Eukaryota; Metazoa; Chordata; Amphibia; Anura; Hylidae. Gene Ontology annotation, molecular function: transmembrane transporter activity. The record is from RefSeq and is a predicted model, not a curated record. The transcript is spliced from 10 exons. The coding region runs from base 203 to 1669 and encodes 488 amino acids. Gene Ontology annotation, cellular component: membrane.